AUGGCAGACUGUAGCUGCCCUACGCAGCCCAAGGCUGCCCCAAAAAUGAAUAUUCCUCCUUCGGCAUCGACCGUUGAUGUGCGAGUAAUCGAUACGCAAACCCUUGUCUACCUCAACCCAACGUUGUUCUGGCAACCGCCACUCGAAGGCUUCACUGGCCUCGACGCCCCCGUGUACUGCUUCCUUAUCAGCCAUGGCGACACCCACAUUGUGUUUGACCUCGGCGUCCGGGAAGACUGGGAGAAUUAUGCCCCGAAAAUUGUCUCCCUUAUCAAAGCAACUACCACCAUCACCCGCGGCAAAGAUGUUGCCUCUAUCCUUGACGACAGUCAAAUUGCCAACCGUGACGAGAUCAGCGCCGUGAUUUGGUCACACAAUCAUUUCGACCAUGUCGGGAAUAUGCAGACCUUCCCUAGCACCACCGACCUGAUCGUUGGUCCCGGAGUCCGGGACAUAUCGUGGCCCGGCUGGCCGGUCGAUGUGAACGGUGGUGUAUUGGAGAGUGAUAUGCAGGGGCGGACUGUCCGUGAGAUAUCUUUCAACGAAGGAUUGAAAGUCGGGCAGUUCGAUGCGGUGGACUAUUUCGGGGACGGGUCAUUCUAUUUACUGGAUGCGCCAGGCCAUGCCGUUGGGCAUUUGUGCGCCCUUGCACGGACGACGCCAGAUUCCUUUGUGCUGAUGGGCGCCGAUGCCUGCCAUCAUCCAGGCGUUUUGCGGCCCACCCAGUACCUGCCGUUUCCCACCAGUGUUCCUCGAUCCUUGCAGGGUCAUUGUCCGGGAGACGUGUUACAGACACUGAUUACCUCGAGCGUCAGUCCAUGUUCGCCUUUCUUCACGGUUGCAGAUGGACCGCUGUUCCCGGACCGUGAGGCGGCCAUGGAGACCGUGCAGAAGAUUCACGAGCUGGAUGCCCAUGACGAGAUCUUUGUCAUUCUAGGCCAUGAUCGAUCGCUCAGAUCGCGCAUCCCGAUGUUUCCAGAGAGGGUGAAUGGCUGGCGCGAAAUGGGUCUACGGCCAGACACCCGAUGGGCGUUUUGUGAGGAUUUCAAGGACGUUGUGUUCUGA
This is a messenger RNA of Aspergillus pseudotamarii, 1065 nucleotides long. Its product is annotated as MBL fold metallo-hydrolase. Bases 1 to 1065 code for a protein of 354 amino acids. The record is from RefSeq and is a predicted model, not a curated record. The transcript is spliced from 2 exons. Lineage: Eukaryota; Fungi; Ascomycota; Eurotiomycetes; Eurotiales; Aspergillaceae.